GGGACAUACGCUUCUGGGCUGGUACAGUCAUUACCUCGGAAAAUCUCCAACCUCUGGUCACUUUCUCUGCUUCUCUCUGUUGCACAACUUGGGAGUCUUUCUUUCCGAAUAGGAAUAACUUCAAGACCAUCAACAAAUAGGCGCCUUGAAUGCUGACCUAUUCCUGAUUAUUUAGAGAAGGUUUAUUACUGGAGUGACAACUUACGUUCACGUGAAAGCUUCUAAAAACGAAAGGAAGAAGUUUUCAAGAACAAAAAGGGAAAAGAGAAACCGGAGCCAGUUUGGGAUGCUGCCACUCUCCAGGAUGCAGACUCGCAGCGCGCUGAGUUCCUUAGUGUGCGUGAUGAGCUGCGCGUGGCUGCACUCUGGACUGGCCUCACGGCAUAAAUCUCCCGUUCUGCCCAUCCAUUCGGAGAGGGAACCUUUACCAUCCAAGGGCAUGUCAGGAUGUUCAUUCGGAGGAAGAUUCUAUUCUCUGGAGGACACUUGGCACCCUGACCUCGGGGAGCCGUUUGGAGUAAUGCACUGUGUCCAAUGUUACUGCGAGACACAAAGGGGUCGUAAGAGUAAGGUGUUGGGGAAGGUAAGCUGUAAGAACGUCAAGCGGGACUGUCCUGAGCCUAGCUGUGAUGACCCAGUACUGCUACCUGGACAAUGUUGCAAGACCUGCCCCAAAGGCGAGGUGGACAGUAAGCAGGCGGAGGCGGUGUUUGAUGGCUUCGAGUACUUCCAGGAGAAGGAGAAAGAGGAUGAUCUGCACAAGUCCUACAAUGACCGCUCAUACCUCAGCUCUGAGGACAUUUCCUCUGGGGAGAGCCGCACUGACUUUGUAGCAGUGUUGACGGGAGUGACAGGCUCCUGGUUACCCAGCUCCAGUGGUGUGGCCCGGGCACGCUUCUCUCUCACUAGAACCAGCCUGACCUUCUCCAUCACCUACCAGAGGGUUGGGCGACCAAGCAGGGUUGCCUUCCUUGAUUCAGAUGGAAACACUGCGUUUGAGUACAAGACCCCUAAGAGAGACUCAGACAUGAUCUGCGGGGUGUGGAAGAAUCUUCCCCAAUCCCACGUGCGACAGCUACAGGCAGAACAACUUCGGGUUACUAUGACAACAGCCACUGGUAGACGGGAGCAGAUUGAAGGAAAGAUCAUCAAACACAGAGCACUGUUCGCAGAGACGUUCAGCUCCACUCUGACCUCAGAAAAAGAGCAUUCUGGGAUGGGAGGCAUCGCCAUGCUGACUCUGAGUGACACAGAGAACAACCUUCACUUCAUCCUCAUACUGCAGGGAUUGAUACAACACAGACAGAGAGACUCCCCCCUGGUGCCCAUCCGGGUACGACUGCAGUACAGCCAACAUGUCCUGAGAGAGAUCCAUGCCAACGUCACCGCCUAUGACCCAGACUUUGCUGAGGUACUGACAGACCUGAACAGUCGGGAGCUCUUCUGGUUGUCAAGGGGCCAGCUGGUGAUCGCCGUAGAAACCGAGGGCCCGGACCCGAGACACAUCUCUGGCUUCAUCACUGGAAGGAAGUCAUGUGACACCAUCCAGAGUGUCAUGUCCAGUGGUGAUGCAUUGACACCAGGGAAGACAGGUGGUGUGGGAUCAGCAUUCUUUCAUCUCCAUGACAACGGCACCCUGGACUACCAGGUCCAGAUAGCGGGGUUAUCCAGUGAAGUGGUGGGUCUGACCAUCGAGCUAAAGCCUCGGCGGCGCAGUAAGCGCUCCGUGCUGUAUGACCUAGCUCCAGAGUUCGACAGGCCCAGCGGGCGAGCGACGGGAAGCUGGAGUCGUCUGGAGGCGCGUCACAUCCACAUGCUGCUGCAGAACGAACUGUUCAUCAACGUGGCUACAGCACACAGCCAGGAGGGGGAGCUACGCGGACAGAUCAGAGGCCUGCUCUACAACGGUCUGGAGGCACCCAGAUAUGAGAUCCCUAUCCCUCUGGCAGGCCAGUUUGUGGCCCCUCCAGUCUUGACCAGUGCUGGGGGCCAUGCCUGGGUGUCUGUGGAUGAGCGCUGUCACCUCCAUUAUGAGAUCGUGGUGGCAGGCCUCAGCAAAGCCGAUGACCUCACAGUCAGCGCCCACCUUCAUGGAUUUGCCGAAAUCGGAGAGCUUGGCGAGAGCAGCACCAAUCACAAGAGACUGCUGACAGGGUUCUACGGUUCUCAGGCCCAGGGUGUGUUGAAGGACAUCAGUGUAGAGUUGUUGCGUCACCUGGACAGAGGGACAGCCUUCAUUCAGGUCAGCACCAAGGUCAACACCAGAGGAGAGAUACGUGGACGGGUCCAUGUGCCUAACAACUGUGAGUUUGGGACAAGGGGUGAGGUGGAGGUGGCUGAGUUUGAUGGCCUGUUUGUGCAUGAUCCUGAGGAACUAAAGAAAGACCCCCACACCUGUUUCUUCGAGAGUCAACACCAUGCCCACGGCUCACUCUGGACCCCGAACUACAACAACUGUUUCACCUGCAGCUGUCAGAAGCGCACAGUGAUCUGUGACCCGGUCAUCUGUCCAGUCCUCACCUGUUCUCGCACCAUACAACCUGAGGACAAGUGCUGCCCCGUGUGUCUCGAGAGGAAAGACCCCAAGAACAUGAAGACUCCAGAGAGGCUAGAUGAGCAUCCAGAAGGUUGUUACUUUGAGGGGGACCAGAAGAUGCAUGCUCCUGGGUCAACAUGGCAUCCAUUCGUCCCUCCAUUUGGCUACAUCAAGUGUGCUCUCUGCACCUGCAAGGGGGCGACAGGCGAGGUGCACUGUGAGAAGGUGACGUGUCCAGCCCUGACCUGCAGUCGUCCGGUACGCCGUAGCCCCUCAGACUGCUGUAAGGAAUGUCCGGAGGAAGACAAACCCCCCUUGGUGCACGCUGACAUGAUGCAGGCAGACGGAACGCGUCACUGCAAGUUUGGGAAGAAUUUCUACCAGAACAGUGACAACUGGCACCCCCGUGUACCCCUGAUGGGAGAGAUGAAGUGCAUCACCUGCUGGUGUGACCAUGGUGUGACUAAGUGUCAGAGGAAACAUUGUCCAGUCCUGACCUGUAGUAACAUCACCCGCCGGGAGGGCAUGUGCUGUCCUGAGUGCCAAGAUUCUAAAGAGGAAGAGGAGGAGCUGAUGAAAGUUCCGGAAAAGAAGAACAGCUGGAGACACUGAGCUGAGAUCCCUUCCCCGCACCCCCCUCUCUCUACCUACUCCCUCAUGGGCAGACCUAGACCUGCACACUGGGUCAGCUAACACCCCCUAAAAUCGAGAUCCCUAUAACCCUCCAGCCCCAACCCACAACCCCCCGUCCACUCCCACCCCUUAGUCAGCCUAAGGAUUGUAACGAAGGAAGGAAAGAAAAACAGAAGAAAAGAAAGAGAAGCACUGAGGUGUGAUGGAAGAGAAUGAAAAGAAGGGAACAAAAAGAGAUCUGAAAUGGACCAACCACAGCUGCUGCAGCAGUGUCUUUUGACUGGUUCCUCCUUUGAAAUUUGCCAUUUUUGUUUUGUUUUCAGUUCUUUUGUCUCCCCGUGAUUAAUUUUGCCCGCCCUUUCAAAAAUCACAUACAAUUACCCUUCAUAUUCGAAUACAACAAGGUUUGCUUAGUUUUUAAAAUGGAUGUGUUGGUAGUCUUUGCAUUGUUAGGUGUGUGUGUGUGUGUGUGUGUGUGUGUGUGUGUGUGUGUGUGUGUGUGUGUGUGUGUGUGUGUGUGUGUGUGUGUGUGUGUGUGUGUGUGUGUGUGUGUGUGUGUGUGUGUGUGUGUGUGUGUGUGU
Molecule: messenger RNA, 3750 nt
Organism: Oncorhynchus keta (chum salmon)
Lineage: Eukaryota; Metazoa; Chordata; Actinopteri; Salmoniformes; Salmonidae
Product: chordin-like
Exons: 21
Coding region: 287-3148 (953 amino acids)
Biological process (GO): multicellular organism development
Molecular function (GO): protein binding
Source: RefSeq, a predicted model, not a curated record